Messenger RNA from Haemorhous mexicanus (house finch), 2583 nucleotides. RefSeq names its product hydrocephalus-inducing protein-like. The record is from RefSeq and is a predicted model, not a curated record. The transcript is spliced from 18 exons. Gene Ontology annotation, biological process: cilium movement; axonemal central apparatus assembly. Gene Ontology annotation, cellular component: axoneme. Lineage: Eukaryota; Metazoa; Chordata; Aves; Passeriformes; Fringillidae. Bases 1 to 2583 code for a protein of 860 amino acids.
AUGAAUAAGGACAGGAUUGAGCGGCUGGUGAAGGUGUGCAUGGAGAGCUCCCCUUAUUUUGAGCUGGCGUGCCCCAGGGAUGUGUACCACAUCGUGCCAGCAGGAGCCUCUGCCCAUGUGCGCAUCCGCUUCAGCCCCGACGAGAACAAGGAUUAUUCCCACAAGCUUGUCUGCUGCACUGCAAAGCAAAGGAUAGUUGUACCAAUUCAGGCCAUUUGUCCCCGAACUGUCGCGGUCCUCCCUGACAAGCUGGACUUCUCCAAGUGUCCGGUCAAGUACAGCGUCCAGAAGACUCUGCUGGUUUGCAAUGUCAGCGACCAGGAAGCUCAUUACCAGCUGAGCACCCAGAGCCCUUUCUCCGUGGUGCCAGCCACAGGAACUCUGGGCGCUGGUGACACUGUGGAGGUGACAGUGGGAUUUCACGCGCUGACCACCGGUGACCAUUGCGGGUCCCUGUGCUGCAGCACAGGUGAAGAAAGUGUCCACACAAAGCUCCAUGGAGAAGCUGUAGAUCUCAACAUUGGGCUGAGCACAAAUUUCGUGGAGUAUAAGACUUUCAUCACCAUGUCAAACCAGAAAACCGUGUUCAUCGAAAACAGGAGUAACAUCACAGCCCACUUCCAGUGGAAGGCUUUUUCUGCUGAGGAAGAAGAGAAUGAAGAGCAGUGUGAUUUGCUGCAGCCAUCGAGUGAGGUGCGGACCGAGAACUUAAUGGAGGAGAAAGAAAUAAAGGAGGAGAAGGGCUUUUGUGAAGAUCAUGUUGCCCUCCUGAGCAGCAUGGUCGAGGAGAAGAUUGCAAAGGUGCAAGAAGACCCCCUGCUGUUCUCCAGUGACAUUUUUUUCAUCGAGCCAAUGGAGGGAGAAAUCGAGCCGAAUAGCUCCGCCGAAAUCAAGGUGACCUUCAAGCCCCUGGAAAUACGGAAGUAUAGAAGUGUGGCUUACUGCAAUGUCUCAGGCCUUGAGAACAGGCUGCCCCUGUUCCUCAGAGGGGAAGGACAAGGACCCUUGGUUGAACUCAGCCCUCCUACACUGAACCUUCAGGAGAUUUUUAUCAACACCUCCUAUGUCUAUGAGGUGAAACUGAUUAACCAAGGAACUCAUGAUGCUCCCUUCACCUAUAUCCCUUCAACCACAAAUGUGGAUUUCUGCUUCAAGCUUGAGCCCGAGGAGGGCAUCAUUGCACCAGGUGGGACCCAGACUGUUCAGAUCUCCUUCCAUACCACCGUGUUGGAGUGGUUUGAGGAAGAAUUCCAGUUCAGUGUGGCUGGAUCUCCUACACCUGUGAUCCUGACCAUCACGGGCUGCGUCACUGGACCGAAUUUGCACUUCGACCUCCCUGAGCUCAACUUUGGGGACGUCUCCUUUGGCUUUCCCACCACCAAGAGUGUUCGCCUCACUAACAGCUCCGUGGCGCCCGUGACGUUCAAGCUCCGCAUGUCGGACGAUGGCACGCAGCCAUCUGUCAGCAGCUUUGAUCUAAUACGCAGACAUAGUGACCCAGCCUGGAGGGACGGAAUUCAUUUUUAUGUGGAGCCAAGGGAGUUUACAAUGAAUCCCAGCCAAGGGACCAUCCCCUCCCAGGGACACCAGGAUAUUGAGGUGACCCUGUGUUCCAACACCAUGAUGGAGUUCCAUCGGAGAAUGCUGGUGGACCUGGAGGGUAUUGGCGAGGGAGUGGCAGCACUGGUCAUCACAGCCAGAUGUCUCGUUCCUGAGCUGCAAGUGUACCCCCAAGUCCUGCAGUACGAUGAGUGCCACCUGAAGGAACGCGAGGAGGGCUGUCCUGUCUUCUACUCCAGCCCCAAGCCCUGUGGGAUUGUCCAGCCUCACAGAUUUGCAGAGAUCCCAGUUAUAAUUGAAGUGCAGACAUUGGGCGAGCAUCACACCAACGUUCUCAUUGGCGUGUUUGGGGAUGAGAGAAACCCACAGAGAAUAGAAUUACGGAGCUCUGGAUUGCUGGCAAAAAUCUACGCAAGUACAAAGCAGAUAGAGUUCGGCAGGAUCCCAGCUCUGCAGCCUACUUCAAAAAGCUUUACUCUUUUCAACAAAGGUCUUAAGCCUAAAAACUUCAGAAUAGAGAUGGCUUCCAAAUCACACUGCUUUGUUAUUGAACCCAGUGAAGGAGUGAUCCCUCCUAAGGGUGAAGUUCCUGUGACUGUCACAGCAACCCUGGAUGACACUGGGCUUUUUGAUGGCAUUGUCAUGCUGUUAAUUGGGAACAGAGUUUGGAGCACCAUCUUUCUCCAGGCUUUGGGCACUGACACCACAAUUGUCACAGACAAACCGUUUGCCCCAGAGCUCAGCUUGGGAUACCAAUUCAGCCUCGUUCCCUGUUUUCGUCGGUUCAAAGUAACAAACAAGGGCCGCCGUUACCAUCAGCUCUUCUGGAGUGUGGAAUGCUACAGCCCACCUCAGGAGGAGGGCCAGAGUGUCUCAGACCUCAGCAGCUCCCAGGAUGAUUCCCAGAGCCCUGAACGUGCCAGCCCCGUGUUUGGGCUGGAGCCAGUGUCGAUGGGCCUGAAGCCAGGCCAGUCUGAGGACUUGGUGCUGCGAGGCUUCUCCCGCAUCCCACAGGCCAGCUAA